GGCAUCUCCACUCACGAAAAUCAGCAUCAUUUCCACCCCAACUCUCAAAAAAAUAAAAAAAUAAAAAAUAAAAAAAGCAAAAACCCUAUAUAUAUAUAACCACUAAAUUAACAUUAUCAUCUCCUAUCGAUCUUAGGGUUACAUCGAUAUCUACCUUGCUAUAUAGCAGCUUGCAGCAGCUUCUACCAUGCUGUUCAGAUGCCUUUUCUCCUUCCUUCUCCUUUUACCAAUUAUCCUCAUCUCUUCCUCUGUCUCGUCUGAUCAGCAACAGAGAACACAACAGGUCCAAGCUCUUCUGAAUUGGAAGCUCACCUUAGAUCGCCCCUCCAAAUCUCUCCUCUCUUCCUGGACGGCAGCAGACAGUUCUAAUCCAUGCAGUUGGAUCGGCAUCGCCUGCGACCGCUCCGGCGGCAUCUCCGCCAUAAACCUUACAAACGCAGACCUCACAGGUACGCUCAAUCACUUCGACUUCUCUUUCUUUCCCACCUUAUCCUCCCUCGACCUCCACGGCAACAACCUGUUCAGAAAUAUUCCUCCUCGCAUCAGUAACCUCUCCCAGCUUGCCUUUCUCAAUCUGGGCUUCAACCAGUUCACUGGAAACAUUCCUGAAGAAGUGGGAAACAUGAGAAGCCUCCAAGUUCUGAGCUUGUCCAGAAACCUUCUCUCUGGCUCCAUACCCUUUGCAAUUGUUAAGUUAACAAAUCUUUCACUGCUGGUCCUCGGAAACAACCUCCUGGUCGGUCCCAUCCCCACCGACAUCGGAAAGAUCAAGUCCCUCGUCGAGCUUCGCUUGAAUUUGAACAAUCUAACGGGUUCGAUCCCGGCUUCUAUCGGCGACUUGAGCAGCCUCAAGGUUCUGUCGCUCUACGGAAACCAACUCUCCGGUCAUCUUCCUCAGGAAAUCAAUAAUCUAAGCAAUUUAACUUUGUUCUUCUUGUCCAACAAUAGCGUGUCUGGUUUCUUGCCGGAGAAAAUAUGCCAAGGUGGGAUUCUAGAAGAUUUCUGUGCCAGUAACAAUCUGUUUACUGGUACCGUUCCCAAAGGGUUGAAAAAUUGCACUAGCCUAACUAGGCUCCGCCUUGACAAAAACCAUCUGGUGGGAAAUGUAUCAGAAGAUUUUGGGAUAUACCCGAAUCUCGAUUACGUCGAUUUGAGUUAUAAUUCCUUUCAGGGCGAGGUUUCGUCGAACUGGGGGAAGUGUCAAGUUCUAACAAGCUUGAAAAUUUCGGAUAAUGGGAUUACGGGGACGAUUCCGCCAGAGCUCGGAGAAUCGACUCGUUUGCACGUAAUAGAUCUCUCUUCCAAUCGUCUUGUGGGUGAGAUUCCGAAGGAGUUGGGCAAUUUGAAGUCGCUGUUCAAUCUCACAUUGAGCAAUAACAGCCUAUCUGGUAAUAUUCCUACUGAGCUUGGGACACUGCCAGAUCUAGCUUACCUUGAUCUAGCAUCAAAUAGCUUGGACGGAACAAUACCCGACGAACUCGGGAACUGCUUGAAACUACUGUACUUGAAUCUGAGCAGAAACAAUCUCAGCGACGGCAUUCCCUUUCAAAUUGGCAAUUUGGAUUCUCUCCAAGUACUCCUAGAUCUCAGCCGAAACUCACUUUCGGGAGAAAUUCCAGAGAAAAUGGGAAAUUUAGAAAAAUUAGAAGUGCUAGAUCUCUCGCACAAUUUGCUCUCGGGCUCCAUCCCUUCCACCUUCAGCGAAAUGCAAAGCCUGAGGUGGGUUGAUAUAUCUUACAAUGAGUUAGAAGGUCCUCUUCCGGACAACAAUGCGUUUCGAGUCGGAUCAAUCCGAAACAACAAAGAUCUGUGCGGCAACAACAUCACAGGCCUGGCCUACUGCCCUUAUCCUGCGUUAACCAAUUCAUCAAACGGCGGCAACAAAAACUUCAUUCUAUUUCUGACUCCAAUCCUAGGCGUUUUGUUUAUUCUCUUCAUCUUAAUCUCAAUUUUCGUCUUCCUCAAGCGAAAACGAUUAAUCAGAAUAAGCUCCGCAAACACUCCAAAAGAGAUUAAUAAUCACUCUGGAAACUUGUUUGCGAUAUGGAGCUACGACGGGAAACUAGUGUACGACGACAUAAGGGAGGCGACGGAGGAGUUUGACGAGAAGUACUGCGUGGGGACGGGAGGAGUGGGGAGCGUGUACAGGGCGGCGCUGUCGACGGGGCAGGUUGUGGCGGUGAAGAAACUGCAUCGCGCUGUAGACGGCGUCGUGGACGAGAAGACGUUUGCGAGCGAGAUCCAGGCGCUGACGAAGAUCCGGCACCGGAACAUCGUGAGGCUGCACGGGUUUUGCUGGCACGCGCAGCAGGCGCUGCUGGUGUACGAGUACGUGGAGAGGGGGAGCCUGGGGAGAGUGUUGGGGAACGAAGCAGAGGCGAUGGAGUUCGACUGGAGGAAGAGGGUGAAGGUGGUGAAGGGGAUUGCGAACGCGUUGAAUUACAUGCACCAUGACUGCACGCCGCCCAUCAUUCACAGAGAUGUGUCCACCGGCAAUGUGCUGUUGGAUGGGAAUUAUGAGGCGAGGGUGUCGGAUUUUGGGACGGCUAGGGUUUUGAAGAUGGGCUCCACUACUUGGACGGAGGUUGCUGGGACUUACGGAUACAUUGCUCCAGAGCUUGCUUACACAAUGAGGGUGACGGAGAAGUGCGAUGUGUAUAGCUUUGGAGUGGUGACACUGCAAAUCAUUCUGGGAAGACAUCCGGCGCAGUUGCUCUCUUCUCUCUCCACAUCUUCAUCUCCAUCACCGCCGCCGUUGUCAUCUUCCACCACCUCGUCGUCGUCAUCAUCAGUGACACUUCCUGCUCUGCCGUCGACCGGACUAGGUAUGCCGGUGAAUGACAUGUUGGACAAGCGCCUCGAAACUCCAACACCGGAGCUGGCUGCAGAAAUAGCAUCAAUUAUGAAAUUGGCAUUUGCAUGCAUGCAUGCAAGUCCCAACUCCAGGCCAACCAUGCACCACGUCUCCCAAGAGCUAUCUGCCCCUAAACCCCCGCUGUCUGAUCCCUCUGCUCCAGAAUCCACUGUUACAUUGGGCCACUUACUCAAUUUCCAGACUUAGAGCGUAAGGUUUUGCCAGAAAUAACUCAUCUCUUAUCUUGUGCUUAUUAUUUGAAUUCGAGAUCUCUAAUGGACUAAAACUCUAACACAUGAGAUGCUACCUAUUGAGGAACCUUUUUCAAGUGGUGUAGUAAUGUCGAUUUUUUUUUUUUUUUGUGUAAUAUAAUGAGUAUUGGAUGGGAGGAAUUGAUACACAAUAUAGAACAAGAAUUACCCAUCA
This is a messenger RNA of Malania oleifera, 3280 nucleotides long. RefSeq names its product probable leucine-rich repeat receptor-like protein kinase At1g35710. The record is from RefSeq and is a predicted model, not a curated record. The transcript has 2 exons. Gene Ontology annotation, molecular function: protein kinase activity; protein binding; ATP binding. Lineage: Eukaryota; Viridiplantae; Streptophyta; Magnoliopsida; Santalales; Ximeniaceae. The coding region runs from base 188 to 3061 and encodes 957 amino acids. Gene Ontology annotation, biological process: protein phosphorylation.